CGUCCGGCGUCGCGGCGGCGCUGGCGGCAGCUAUUCGGAACAAGCCAGCCAAGUUCAGGGACGGGGAGCCGGCUACUAUAUAACGCCAAGGUGGCCGCCGGGGGAGACAGUCAGAGAGCAGAACGGACAGGACACACCACACGCCCGCCAUGGAGAGCACACGAAUGAUCCUUGCGUUUGUCGCGCUGUGCGUGAUCGCCGCAGCCAACGCCAAACCCGCUGGUGACCUGGAGCCGCAGAAGCUGGCCAGGGAAAAGAAGCAGACCUCCUCAACCUACCCCUACGACUCGCAGGGCUACAGCGCCUACUCCUCGUCGAGGUACAACCCCUCCUCUGCGUACGGCUCCAGCCCGUACGGCAGCUCGGGCUACGGCGGCUACAGCGGUCAGCAGGGCUACGGUAGCCAGGGCUACGGCAGUCAGGGCUACGGCAGCCAGGGUUACGGCAGCCAGGGUUACGGCAGCCAGGGCUACGGCAGCCAGGGCUACAACAGCGCCUACCCGUCCGGCCGAUCGUACAACCCGUCGGGCGCGUACGGCAGCUCGGGCUACGGCGGCUACAGUGGUCAGCAGGGAUACGGCAGCCAAGGCUACAACCAGGGCUACGGCAGCCAGGGCUACGGCAGCCAAGGCUACGGCAGCCAAGGCUACGGCAGCCAGGGCUACAACAGCGCCUACCCCUCGGGCUCGGGCUACAGCCAGUACUCUCGACAGGGGCAGGCUGGCUACGGCGGCUACAGCAGCGGCGUCUACAACUCCCCCAACCCCUACAGCAGCUCGUCCUACCCCGGCGGCUACAGCAGCGGUGGCUACAACAGCGGCGGCUACAACAGCGGCUACAGCGGCAGCUACUAGGCGCAGUGCACCGGGCUGCAAGUGCGGCCACUGCCACAUCUUCAGCAGUGUUGUGAUGGACGAGGACUUGAGUGAGCGGGGCAGGGAGGGGGAGGGAGGGGCGACCUAGUUGAGAGCGGAUCCGAAGUUCGCGGGCGUGGAAGAAACGGUUGCCGAAACCCACAUAGUGCACCUAGAAUAAUGGAUUCGACGUUGAAACCCUCCCGGUUCGACCUUGAAUGGGUGUCGGCCACCAUUUCGGUACAAAGCCGUCACCGAUGAGAAUUAUUGGCAGUCGUAUGCCGUGAGCGAAGCGAACUUGGUGACAGGAAAUGCUGUCGCAAUUGGGCAUGUAUACUUAAAGAAUAAAACCUCUUUACGUUUUUUUA
This is a messenger RNA of Frankliniella occidentalis (western flower thrips), 1222 nucleotides long. RefSeq names its product prisilkin-39-like. The transcript is spliced from 3 exons. Lineage: Eukaryota; Metazoa; Arthropoda; Insecta; Thysanoptera; Thripidae. The coding region runs from base 150 to 854 and encodes 234 amino acids. The record is from RefSeq and is a predicted model, not a curated record.